Messenger RNA from Malania oleifera, 1970 nucleotides. Its product is annotated as AP-1 complex subunit mu-2-like. Lineage: Eukaryota; Viridiplantae; Streptophyta; Magnoliopsida; Santalales; Ximeniaceae. The transcript is spliced from 11 exons. The record is from RefSeq and is a predicted model, not a curated record. Gene Ontology annotation, cellular component: cytoplasmic vesicle; clathrin adaptor complex. Bases 232 to 1518 code for a protein of 428 amino acids. Gene Ontology annotation, biological process: intracellular protein transport; vesicle-mediated transport.
UAAAAUUUUUUUAUUCAAAUUAAUUCAAAUCCCGAUUCAAGCCUUACGUUUUCUCUGAAUUUAACCAAAAAUGAAAUACAAAGGGAAAAAUGGAUUUCAAUUGCGAAAGCGAGAGGAUCCAGGGGUCUAUAAUUUUUGAUUUCUCGUACUCAUUUGUUGUGUUCGUACACAAGAAAUCGGAUUCAUUGAUGCAUCUCUGAUCUGAGACUCGAUCCCUCCGAGACUCCUUCCAUGGCCGGCGCCGCCUCGGCGCUCUUCCUUCUCGACAUCAAAGGCCGUGUUCUGAUUUGUCGCGAUUACCGCGGCGAUGUAUCACCACUUCAGGCCGAGCGCUUCUUCACCAAGUUCAUCGAGAAAGAGGGUGAUACAGAGUCUCAAGAUCCAGUGGUUUACGACAAGGGCGUGAGCUACAUGUUUAUACAACACAACAAUGUCUACCUGAUGAUAGCAUCCAGGCAGAACUGCAAUGCUGCCAGCCUUCUUCUUUUCCUACAUCGUGUAGUAGACGUUUUCAAGCAUUACUUUGAGGAGUUGGAAGAGGAAUCAUUAAGGGAUAAUUUUGUGGUAGUGUAUGAGUUACUUGAUGAAAUGAUGGACUUUGGUUACCCACAAUAUACAGAAGCGCAGAUUCUUAGUGAGUUUAUCAAAACUGAUGCUUACAGGAUGGAAGUCACGCAGCGUCCUCCCAUGGCUGUGACAAAUGCAGUAUCUUGGCGUAGUGAAGGAAUACAGUACAGGAAAAAUGAAGUGUUCUUGGAUGUGGUGGAAAGUGUCAAUAUGCUUGUUAACAGCAAUGGGCAAAUAGUCCGUUCUGAUGUUGUUGGGGCAUUGAAGAUGAGAACAUAUUUAAGUGGAAUGCCCGAGUGUAAGCUUGGCCUAAAUGAUAGAAUACUGCUGGAGGCUCAAGGUCGAUCAACUAAAGGAAAAACAAUUGAUCUGGAAGAUAUCAAGUUUCAUCAGUGUGUACGUUUGGCUCGAUUUGAAAAUGACCGGACAAUAUCCUUCAUACCUCCUGAUGGGUCAUUUGACUUAAUGACAUAUAGACUCAGUACGCAGGUGAAACCUCUCAUUUGGGUGGAAGCUCAAGUGGAAAGACAUUCAAGAAGUCGCGUUGAGAUGACUGUAAAAGCCCGGAGCCAGUUUAAGGAGCGUAGCACUGCAACAAAUGUGGAAAUUGAGUUGCCUGUGCCAUAUGAUGCUGCGAAUCCUAAUAUUCGGACAUCAAUGGGAUCUGCUGCAUAUGCUCCUGAGAAUGAUGCAUUGCUCUGGAAAAUCAAAUCUUUUCCUGGAAAUAAGGAGUACAUGAUGAGGGCAGAAUUCAGCCUUCCUAGUAUAACUGCUGAAGAUGCAACUCCAGAUAGAAAAGCUCCAAUACAUGUGAAGUUUGAGAUACCAUAUUUUACUGUCUCAGGAAUUCAGGUUCGUUACCUAAAAAUUAUUGAAAAAAGUGGAUACCAAGCACUUCCAUGGGUCAGAUAUAUAACAAUGGCUGGCGAGUAUGAACUGAGACUAAUCUAAAAGCCAAUUCCACUCAUGACUGCUUCCAACCUUGUACAUAUUGCCUCAGUUCAGAUGCGAGAAAUUUCAGGGAGCAUCUUGGGAGGUCAUUCCUUCUCAUGAUUUUUCAAGCCCUCUCUCUCUCUCUCUCUCUCUCUCUCUCUCUCUCUCCUCCUCUCUCUCUCUCUCUCUCUCUCUCUCUCUCUCUCGUCUUUUUCUUUUUGUGGUCUAUUCUUAUCAUUGUUUAUAUUUAGCAUUUGUUUCUGAGAGUGCGGUGGAUGCCUAGGUAGUUUUAUUCAUCCCAUUUUCGCUGCAGCUAAACCAUAUGCUGGUAAUUUUGAAUUUCAGAAAAAUCUGUGUUGCCACUGAUAUUUUUUCCAUAGAAAUUUGUAGGCGGCUGAGCAAGGGGUUGUAUGCUGGUCUGACAUGGUUUGAACUAGUUUAUAUCAAUCUGAAAAUACUAUUGCUAGAAA